GUCGUUUUGCAACUUAAUCUUUAACGAAUCCUUUUGAUGAAUACAAGACUCAUUCUUUCUGCGACUCGCUCGUCUUGGUUUUCGUUCAGCAAAUGACCUCUCUGCAGGUGCGAGUCGAGGAAUCGCCGCAGCAGGGUCGUUACUUUGUUGCUACCUCAUGUAUCAAGGAGCGAGCGGUCCUAUUUACUUGUUUGCCGUAUGCUUUCGGAAUAUUCGACUCUUUCAAAAAGAGAGUUUGUGCAGUCUGUCUUGCUUUCAAUGAUACGGGAGCAUUUCAUUUGCACUGCAGAAAUUGCGACCAAAUAUAUACCUGUUCUCCUGCAUGUUUGGCGACAUGCAUUGCUCACGGCCAUCACGUUGUUUGCACCGCUCUUCGGAGACUGGGUACAUUCAAAGCACCCCAGCAUGAAAAGAGUGUCGUCAAAAUUCUCCUUUACGCUCUUUUUACUAGAUUCAAAGAGAAAGGUUUGGCCAUGAAUGCUUGGGGCACAACUUUGAGAGAUGCGGCGGCACAUGUACACUUUGAUGUCCCGCAGAUUGUCGCUCCCGAACCUGUUUCAACUUCGACCUCACAUACUCACAUUACUCAAUUGGAUAAGGCGACGCUCCAGCAACAUAUUCAACAACGCCUGCGCAUGCUCACAAGCGAAAAUGACAAUGAUGAUGACGAUGGAGAGCCUUUUCUGGCAGUGAUGGCCACGGCUAAAUCAUCAUCACAUUCACCACACUUGCGAGCUGCCGCACUUCCGUCAUCCCCGAAAUCUAACCCUGCUCAUUCCUUCACUCCUCCCCCAUCGGCAACGAACGAGUCAUGUUCGUCUUCAAACACUUGUCAGCUGAUUCCAGAGACAUGCACCUGGCAAGAGGUAGACAACCUGCAGUCCCAUUACAUGGACUGGCCAGCUGAGGACGCUCGUGAUUGGAAGAAAACAAAAAACUUUAUCAUACGACUGUUGGAAGAUUGUGGGCUUUUGGAGGAUGAUGAUAGGGUUCCAAGAGGUCCAAGGGGAGACGCAUCCGACUUUGUUCUCAACCUAAUCAGCAAAAUAGAAAGUAAUGGGUUUGGUCUUUGGAGUCCAAAAAAGGAGCAAUGCAUGGGGAGGGCUGUCUUUCCAAAGGCGAGCUACUUUAAUCACUCGUGCGAUCCAAACUGUGUCAUGAUUCAGAAUGGAAUGGUCAUGUCUGUGACAGCUCGAAGAACAGUUGAUGAGGGUGAGGCUUUAACAAUAUCCUAUAUUGACACGAAUAUGCCGCUUCAAGCCAGGCGAGCACGAUUGCAGGCCGAUUACUUUUUCGUUUGUCAAUGUACGAGGUGUGCUGCCGAGGAGAAGGGUGGGAGUGGAGAGGGGAGGCGAAAAGUAACUUAUGAGCGCAGUUACAUGCGGGACAGAGGGGAUAAAAAUGGGAAGGGGAGAAAUGAGGGACAUGGGCAAGUGCAAGCACCUGGCCAACUUCAAGCGGGAGCAUGCGGGAAUGGGUCGAACGGAAUGAAUACCGACAUUGUAUCCCCUCCACAUUCUUCACAACCUUCUUCAACGUCGACACUGAUGCCAACAAAGGCGUUUCUGUCGCCAGAGUCCAUGGCGCCACCCCCACCACCAUCGGUGGUGGAGUCACUUGUCAGUAAUGUUGUCCCACUUACAGCCAAGGUUAUACCGCCGAGUCCCACAUCUCCCCCCUCAAGCGGCGGAAUGCCUCGUCCCCGAACGGUGUCCAAUGCCGCGGAUUUUCGGCAACGCACAGCAACCGGAAAGAAGAUGGGAAGAGGCGGUGGAAACAAUGCAAAGCGGCGCAAUACAACUGGGAAUGCUGCGCGCGCACAGAUGAAUGGUGCUGCAAAUGGACCUGCCAAGGUAAGGGGCUGGUCUGUAACGGAUGGCACAGGAGGACGUCCUCCAUAGUCCAGAGCAUUUAGGAAAACUGUUUGUUACUGUGAUGCUUAGAGUUAGCCUAGCUUGGCCGGCUGAAGCGGUACAGAAAUUUUGUUUAGUAGAUGGGAUUCUUAUAUACUGGCGGCUCCUUUCAGUAUUGGAGCUAUGAUCCGA
Spizellomyces punctatus DAOM BR117 is the source of this 2045-nucleotide messenger RNA. RefSeq lists its product as uncharacterized. Bases 93 to 1901 code for a protein of 602 amino acids. The record is from RefSeq and is a predicted model, not a curated record. Gene Ontology annotation, cellular component: nucleus. The transcript is spliced from 3 exons. Lineage: Eukaryota; Fungi; Chytridiomycota; Chytridiomycetes; Spizellomycetales; Spizellomycetaceae. Gene Ontology annotation, molecular function: protein binding.